This is a messenger RNA of Penaeus chinensis, 2641 nucleotides long. RefSeq names its product neuropeptides capa receptor-like. The record is from RefSeq and is a predicted model, not a curated record. Bases 295 to 2415 code for a protein of 706 amino acids. Gene Ontology annotation, molecular function: neuromedin U receptor activity. Gene Ontology annotation, cellular component: plasma membrane. The transcript has 7 exons. Gene Ontology annotation, biological process: neuropeptide signaling pathway. Lineage: Eukaryota; Metazoa; Arthropoda; Malacostraca; Decapoda; Penaeidae.
CUACCGUCGAGUGAAGGUCGGAGCUCCGGGCUGACUCUGGACCCGGUGACUGAGAUUAUUCAUGUACCAACAGCUAGCACAAAGUAAACCAAAGACAAUAACGAACGAAAAACCUUUGACAAGAAAAAAGUGAUUGUGAACUGAACUGAAAAAAAAAAAAAAUAAUAAUAACGUGAUUUUGUGAGGAUAAGUGAAAUCAAAACGAUGUCUUAUCAAGAAAACUGAACAGUUGCUUUUCGGACAAACUUCACUUUACGAUCUCGCGAGAAGAGGAACUACAGGCAAAGGGGCACCAUGGACGAGACCGGCGUCGCUGUGACGUCCUCGUCCGUCGCCAACGCCAGCGCCCUUGACCUCAGCGCGUCCACGUUGGCGGUGACCAUGCAGGCCGUCUUCUCCAGCGCCGCCUCCACCCUCGCGGCGGACAUGAGGGCGGAGGACAACGACACCUCCUCCGAGCGCGAGGCCCAGCCCCACAAUCUGUCCAUGAUGGUGGCCAUGACGGUCAUCUACAUCGCCAUCACCAUCGUGGGCGUCGUGGGCAACGUGAUCACCUGCAUCGUCAUCGUCAGGAACCGGAUCAUGCACACGGCCACCAACUACUACCUGUUCAGCAUGGCCAUCAGCGACCUGCUACUCCUGGCCCUCGGCAUGCCCGACGAAAUCCAGCUGCUGUGGAUGGGGCAGCCCUACAUCUUCGGCGAGGAGUUCUGCUUCAUCCGGGGCUUCACCGCCGAGAUCUCCACCAACGCCUCCAUCCUCACCAUCGCCGCCUUCACGGUCGAGCGCUACAUCGGCAUCUGCCAUCCCCUGCGCUCGCACACCAUGUCCCAGCUGGGCCGCGUCAUCCGCUUCAUCGCCAUCAUCUGGGUGGUGGCGACGGCGUGCGCCGUGCCCAUCGCCAUCCAGUACGGCAUCGUGUACAAGCAGGACGAGAUGGGCAAGAAGGACCUGAGCACGGCCUCGUGCGUGAUCAAGAACCGGCUCCGGAUGGUGUUCGAGAUCUCGAGCGUCCUCUUCUUCGUGGCGCCGAUGCUGCUCAUCAUCGUGCUGUACGUGUUCAUCGCCAUCCAGCUGAAGCGGUCGGCCCGCCUGGCCCGCAACGUGCCCUCCCUCAGCUCCCACAGCUGCUCCACCAACGACGGCUCCAGGAACAAGAGUGUCAUCAAAAUGCUGGUGGCGGUCGUCAUCGCCUUCUUCCUGUGCUUCGCCCCUCACCAAGCCCAGCGUCUUAUGGCCGUCCACGCCGACCCACGUAACACCUUCGCAGUCAAGAUGUUCAACGUUCUCCAUAACAUCUCCGGAAUAUCCUAUUACAUCUCCACUUGCGUCAACCCCAUUCUGUACCAUAUCUUCAGCAACCGGUUCCGCCAAGCUUUCCGGAAGACACUAGAGAGCUGCUGCGUGAAGACAGGCGGAGGCGGCGGAGUAGGAGGAGGAGGAGGAGGAGGUAGGUGGCACUCUCGCUCGCAGUCCGCUCGCUCCCAACACACCCACACCUUUGAACUUACAGAACAAACCUUCCUGCCCGAGGCUAACCACGCCGCCCUCGCGCCCACCGCCGCCGCCGCCGCCGCUGCUGCCGCCACAACCACGACCAUCACCACGUCUUCCAGCGACGUCUCGACCACCACGACGACCACACUGGAGUUCGAGGCCGAGGACGAGAGGAAGUCCCGAAGGGGGAAGAGGAAGACCCACAUCGUCCAGGAGCUGAACGGCGUCCGCAAAGCUGGAGGGCGAGUCCUCCUGGGGAAACACGUCGCUGCCGCCGCCGCUGGAGGCAAGAGGAACAACGCAGGAGGAGCCGGAGGAGGGAAAGGAGGAAGAAGAGAAAACGGGGAAAGAGGUAGAGGAGGAGGAGGCAUCACCACCAGGAGAUUCAGGCCGCUCUUCAUGCCGCGCCUCCGCAGACCCGAGGUCGUCGAAAACCCGAUCGACCUGUUCGUGGCCUCGACCUCCCCGAGUUCGCGCAAGAGGAGCCAGUCCGACAGCCUCCUCAGCGGGGGAUCCAUCAGCAACUGCUCCAUGACCCACAUCGAGCAAGAGUUCACACAGAAGGAGCUGUCGGAGGCCUCUGUGACUCCGACGCUAUGUUUCUUGACAACUAUAAAAACGGGCUUAGCAAAUACGACCCGAGUUCGACCAAGCACCAGAGGGCGUUGUCGGUGCAGCAGAGGACCUACUUCGGCACUGCAGGAGGGGGCUUUCACAACACUCGACGCCCUUACCACAGCCAGUACGGAGCUAGACCACCCCUUCGGCAGCAGUCUACGCAUUCUACGACUUUUAAAACGGAAGAACCCCAGGCCAAAAUUAAUGGGGCUUGCCAUACAUGGGUCUAAUGGAGAAAUCCGUCAGCCACAGCGAGAUGACUCUCACUCCAUCUCUCAGCAUCAUCCUGAGAGCAUCUGACGCUAUCUCCGAUCCUCGCCAGCAUCCUUGAGCGAAGGAUCUAUUACUCGGUGGAAAGACUUCCACCCUCUUCUCCUGUCUAUGUUACGUCUUCGUCAUGGAAGACAUUGCGCAAAAAAGCUGCAUGGGUUUCUCUGUUAUAUGUGUACAUGAUUGUGCGUAUUCAGCUUAUAUAUGAAUACACACGCACACACAUACAUGUACAUGCAUAUAUACGUAUGUAUAU